Messenger RNA from Phascolarctos cinereus (koala), 2277 nucleotides. The record is from RefSeq and is a predicted model, not a curated record. NCBI's taxonomy places the organism in Eukaryota, Metazoa, Chordata, Mammalia, Diprotodontia, Phascolarctidae.
AUGUUAGGAGAAAAAGGAGGCCCAAAGAACAUAAAAAGCCUCUACCUGCACAAUGGGGAGGUGAAAGUCAACCCCUGGGAAAAGAGCAGCGUGAUGGAGUCUUUGGACAAUGCCAGCUCCUGUGUGAGGGAGACCUUCAGCCCACAGGAAGAGGAAGGAAGGAAGCAGCAGCACCCAAAAGUGAAAAGUUUCUGUUCAGUAAGAUAUGGCUUGGCCAUCGUGAUACAUUUCUGUAAUCUAAUACUAACCGCACAAUUUGCCAGCCUGAGCAUUGCCAUCGUUGCCAUGGUGAACCACACAGACCAGUCAAAUCAAUCCAAUGUUUCCACAAAGAGACAUCCUGGUGCCACUGCAGAUAUAGGGGUACCAGUAUAUGACUGGAACCCAGAAAUCCAGGGUCUCCUCCUUAGUGCUAUACUCUACGGUUCAGUUAUCACAACAAUCCCAGGUGGUUAUUUCUCUGGAGUUCUUGGAGGAAAGAAAAUAGCUGGAUUAUCAUUACUUCUCUGCUCAGUUCUCAGCCUCUUGACACCAUUAGCAGCAGACUCCGGACUGCCUUACUUGUUUCUUGUAAGGAUAGUACAAGGCCUGUCUCAGGGGAUGAAUUUCAGUGCUCUAGCUGCAUUUUGGCCAAAAUGGGCUCCACCACUGGAACGUACUCAACUAAGUACCAUUGGUUUAUCUGGUACAACAAUGGGAAAUUUCAUUGUGGUCAUCGCGGGUGGUUUCCUCUGUGAGUCCCCAGGCUGGCCAAGUAUCUUCUACAUAUUUGGAGGCAUCGGCUGUGUUUACUCUAUUAUCUGGUUUUCUCUGGUUUACGAUGACCCUAUGGAACACCCAUUCAUAAGUGACAGUGAAAGAAAAUACAUUAUUUCUUCAUUGGCUGAACAGGCCAGUUCCCCUAAUUGGUCUUUGCCUUUCAAAGCUAUGAUGAAGACUCUGGCAGUUUGGGCCAUUAUAAUAGCUAACAUUUGUCGAUUCUGGUUAACUUGCAACUUAACAAUAUCGCUGCCAACACUAUUAGAUAAUAUGUUUGAUUUAAACUUUGAAAAGAAUGGGUUUCUGAGUGCACUGCCUCUCAUUACUUCAUGGAUCAGUAUGACUCUGGGAAGUAAAAUAGCUGAUUUCCUCCUGUCCAAGAAGAUUCUCAGACUCAUCACAGUUCGGAAACUCUUCACAUUUGUGGGAAUGUUUUUCCCAUCUUUAUUCACCGUAGCUAUCCCAUAUGUUGGCUCUACUACUGCUGUAACCUUUAUGAUACUGGCUAGCUCAGCAAACACGCUGUGUUUCUCUGGAUUCUUCAUUAAUCCCCUAGACUUUGCUCCCAGAUAUGCUAGCUUUAUCAUUUCGCUGGGAACUACUGCCAUGUUGAUUUCAGGGCUCAUUUCUCCUGUUACUGGGUACUUCAUCAACCAGGAUAAUGCAACUGGCUGGAAGAACGUUUUCUUUCUAUCAUCUGGCAUUAAUCUAUUAGGAAUGAUUUUCUACCUCAUCUUUGGCCAGACAGAUGUCCAGGAUUGGGCCAAAGAGCAGAGACUCACCCGCUUCUGAGGAGCCAUGGGAAAUGAACUGAAAAUUAGUUCUACCAAAAACAUCCUUAAGGAUUUUUAGUGUCAUCCUUGACUUCUCAACUCUCAGGCAAUAUACGCCAAUGUCAACCUUGUCUUUUUAAUAUCCACAACACCUCUUGUGUGUGUCUGCUCUUCUCUACUCACUUAGCCACCACCUAGUUCAGGACCUCAUCAAACUUGCUUAAUCUGUUGGAAUGACCUUUUGCAUCUCCCUACCCCAUCUCUUCCCCACUCUGCGAUGCAUCCUCCCCACAGCUGACAAAAUGAUUUUCCCAAAGCACAAAACUGAUCAUUUUACUCCCCUCCAAUCAAGAAAUUCCACCAUCUCCCAAUUACCUCUAGAAUACACUACAAACUAGUAUAUUUGAAAUUUAAAGCUCUUCACAGCAUAGCCCCUUCCUACCUUUGUGGUCUUCUUAUAUUUUAUGCCUCUCCUCACAUUCUGCAUUCUGGACCUGCUGCUUUGCCUUCUCAUUAUUCUGCACAUAUAACAUUUUCAUCUCUACUCUCCAUGACUGCGCACUCACUCGCAUCCAUACCUGGAAUAUAUUCCCUGCACACCUCUGCCUCUUGGAAUCUUACAUUUUCUUCAAGAUUCAGCUCAAGUGCCAUGAAUAUUUUACUGGUUCCCACCCCAGCUGCUACGGGACACUCUCCCAAAACAUACCAAUAAAAUAUUCAUUUUGUAUUGAGAAAAUUAAAAUUA